UUACAGAUUUAUGCCAUCACUUACUUCUGUGUACGGAAAGUUCAUUUCCAUGUGUUGACAAGCGCCUCUACACUAGAAGACAACUUUAGGCACACGGUUUUCAUCGUAUUGAGGACAAUGUUUCCAAAAGUCAGACUCUACACCAUGGGGUGUGUUAUGUUUAGUAUUCUGGCCCUUGUACUGGAGCAAACAUCAGGAGUGGAGAUCGUAAACUGCGGUCCUGAUAAGCCCCUAGUAGUGGACGAAACCUCAACACAUUUUGAAGUCGACUGUGUGAACGUCAACGAAGAGUUCGAGGUCUUCUGGCACUUCAACUAUACAUACGGGGACAGAGCCAUGGACAUGAAGGCAGCACAUUGUGUAAAGAAAAACAAGUGCAAAAACUAUACCCGUUAUGUUAACGUUCACUCAAACUCAUAUAAAAUUGUUGUGAACAUUGCCGAAUUCCUCAAGUAUUAUCUUCUCAAUGGAAUCACUUGCUCAGAGCGCAACCCGCACGGCAUUGAGAGUAGCUACACCUGUGGUAUUCGCAUCAAACGAAAGCUCAAAAAAUAUGGUGGAGUCGUCACCAAGGGAGACUUUGACUCAAAGCGUUACAAAGGCUGACAACUGGUUGAUGAACGAUGGUCCGAAGACUUCGCCGGUCACUAAGUCGGCAAAGAAUAAAGGCUUUAACAAGAACGAUCAGUCAUGUGAUCUGGCUUUGACUUGCAGAUGCUCUCUGCUUUUCUCUUUUUUACGUCAAGUUUAUAUAUAAUAAGUUAAUUAUCUUUGAUUUUAGGACUACAUAAACUUUACAGGUUAUCAAUAUAAGUUAAGAGAAGUUUUUUCCUAAUAGACGACAUAUUUUUUUGUGUG
Molecule: messenger RNA, 858 nt
Organism: Pomacea canaliculata
Lineage: Eukaryota; Metazoa; Mollusca; Gastropoda; Architaenioglossa; Ampullariidae
Exons: 4
Coding region: 118-606 (162 amino acids)
Source: RefSeq, a predicted model, not a curated record